This is a messenger RNA of Lactuca saligna, 402 nucleotides long. NCBI's taxonomy places the organism in Eukaryota, Viridiplantae, Streptophyta, Magnoliopsida, Asterales, Asteraceae. The record is from the annotation of a GenBank genome assembly.
AUGCAAGACCAUGGAAUGGUUCCAAUUGAUGAAACAACACCACCAAAGUCAACAAAAAGAAAACCAUCCACUACAAAGAAGCUAACACAAGAAAACAACACAAAAGGGGGUUCCAAAAGAAGCUCUAAAAACGAAGCGCAAAUCUUCCAACAACAAGAAAAGUCAACAACUUCUGAUUCUUUACCCGAUUCUUCUUCUACUGGUAAUGAUUAUCGAUCCCUGAGACGCAAAUAUUUACUUUUAGAAGAAGAAAGCUUUAAUGUUGGAAGAGAAACAAAAGAGAUUCAAGAUGCUGUUAAAUCUCUUGAAGAGGAAAAACUCUCACUUUUAGAUGAACUUGUUGUGUUGGAAGGCUUAGUUGACCCUUCAGAUCUCAAUGCCAAUGGUCAACGUUCACCAUAA